Messenger RNA from Drosophila santomea, 2051 nucleotides. RefSeq names its product zinc transporter 2. Lineage: Eukaryota; Metazoa; Arthropoda; Insecta; Diptera; Drosophilidae. The coding region runs from base 377 to 1855 and encodes 492 amino acids. Gene Ontology annotation, biological process: zinc ion transmembrane transport; response to zinc ion. The transcript has 10 exons. Gene Ontology annotation, molecular function: zinc ion transmembrane transporter activity. Gene Ontology annotation, cellular component: plasma membrane. The record is from RefSeq and is a predicted model, not a curated record.
GCGUCGCCGGGAGUGCCGGGAAGCGAACAGUCGCUGACGAUCAGAAAUCUAAAACAUUAACAGCGAGUAGGGCAGUGUAGAGUAAACGGCAAUGUAAAUUCCCCAUCAAUAACAAGAGAACGCCAGCUGAUAGCAACUGAGUAUUUCGAUGCCCGAUGUACGCUCUUGAACAUUCUGAGCCAAUAAGAAGUGAUCACUUUCCCUACAACAAAUUGAUUUACUAUGACAGAUGCCGAGCUGCAGAACUCACAUUAAUUGUUCACUUUCCGUUACCCAAACAUAAAAUUAACAAGUCGACAAACAAAUUCCUACACUAACACGCGCGAGGAUCAACUGAAAUAAUAAUAGCAUAGCUCACCAUUUGAUACCAAAUACCAUGUCAAAAUAUCAGAAGCUUGACAACGCACUGCUAUCCAACGCUCACGAUGACGACUCUGAAGGGGGUUUCCCGGUUUGCUUUGAUGAUAAUCAUCAAAAUACGGGCUUCCAACGGGAUCCAGAUACUAGAGAUGAUCGACUGCUAGAUUAUCAAGACAGGUAUUACAGCGUUAACAACAACGAAGUGGAUAGGGAGGUGGUGACAAUUGGGUCAAAUGUCGUCCGAGUUCCAGAGGAGCAAACCUGGGAGGUGCCACUGUUGGGCGACUGUGGUGACAGUGCGAGGAAUCAGAGUUCGGAAGCGGAAUUUGAUAUGCAGCGUGAUUGCUGCAAUCAUCAACCAGGGUUCAGGGACAACCCAAUGAGCAAAUCUGCACAGGAGGCCAAAUAUAAAAUUAUGCUAGCAGUUUUCCUGUGUUGCAUAUUUAUGAUCAUUGAAUUUCUUGGCGGCUAUGUGGCCGGAAGUCUAGCUAUAAUGACGGAUGCCGCCCAUUUAGCAUCUGAUUGCAUUAGUUUCGUCAUCGGCUUAGUCGCUAUAUGGAUAGGGAGUCGCCCGCCCGACGAACGUAUGUCCUUUGGGUACAAACGCUUUGAGGUUAUUGGAGCUCUGGCCUCUAUCUUGGGAAUUUGGUUUGUAACUACCCUGCUCGUGGUUGUGGCUGUUCAAAGGAUCUACUCUCAGGACUUUGAACUAAACGCCGAUAUGAUGAUGCUUAUUUCAGGCAUUGGCAUUUUCAUAAAUAUUGUAAUGAUGUUUGUUUUGCAUGGAUCCUGGUUCGUCAGUCGGAAUGGACAUGGCCACAGUCACAGCCAUAAUCACGAAAACGGACAUGAGCCAAAUAAUAGUCCUUCACAAACGCGUUCCAACUCCUACAUUUAUUCGGCGAGUGGUGGCCAAAAUCCUUCAAAGGUGGAUGAAAGGCAUUCAGUAAGGAAAGAAAUAAAUUUAACCGAGCAUAAGAUUCUUAUUACAAAUGGAAAAAAAACACAUCAGGCUGGGACUUCAAAAAUGCAAUUGGCACACGAGGAGAAAAACCUGAACUUGCGUGCUGCGAUGAUUCAUGUAAUUGGGGACCUAGUGCAGAGCAUUGGCGUUUUUUUGGCCUCCGUCCUAAUUAAAGUUUGUCCAGGUGCCAAAUAUGCUGAUCCCCUGUGUACUCUAAUAUUUUCAAUUAUUGUAUUUAUGACUACUCUGCGUCUGUUUCGGGAGUCUAUGGGCAUCAUCGUGAAUGCAGUUCCACAGAACCUUAAUAUGCGCACUCUGCAUUUGGAGCUGGGCAGCCUCCAAGGUGUCAGAUCUGUCCACCACCUAAACGUGUGGCAACAAACCUCUCAGCAAAGGGUGCUGAUGGUACAUCUCGUUAUAGACUCUCGAGCUGACUGCAAUGAGGUACUGCAGAAUGCCACGGAUCUAGUCGCUGGCCCAAAAUAUAACGUAAAGCAUGCAACUAUUCAAAUAGAGCCAACAACUCUGUAGUCUAUACUAAUGAAAAUAAUCUGAAAAAUUUUGUUAAUUCUGAGCCACAAAGGUAUCGAUGGCAUCUAGACGUUAUAUUAAAUCAUGUUAUUUUACUUUAUAUUUAAUGUUUAUAGUUUGCUUAUGUACUGUAUAAUUUAUUCUUAAGCAUUUAGUGACAUUACCCCAAAGAAAAUACAUUAUUUGACUUUUAGAA